AUGCCAAAGACUUCUUCUCAACAAAUAAAUAUUAUACAAAAUCCAAUUUCGACGACAACUAAAUCCACUAUAACAACAAUAUCAAAUCAAAUCACAAGUAUUAUCAAUUUAUCUAAUAUAACAUCAACAACAACAAGAACAACAACAACAAUAGACAUAGGUAAACCAUGUGAUAAUGUAUCCGAAUCUCAUCAACUUAAUGCAUCACAAAAUCCAUGUGAACAAGUUCGUUGUAAUGUUAUAUACCGUGGUAGUGGUGGUCGUCUUGGUAAUCGUAUGUUUAUGUUUGCUAGUGCAUAUGGUUUAGCUCGUACUCAAAAUUGUCGUUUAUAUGUAGCACCUCCUAUUCUUACAGAACUUUCAGCUAAUUUUCAAAUGAUACCAAUCGAUAGUAAAAUGUAUUUGUCAGAUGAAGACUAUAAUAAAUUACACAAUAUUGAAAUUAAAAGUACUACUUGUACAUUUCAACAUGAAUUAUUAAGACCAAAUGCAUUUAAAAAUAUAGAACUUGGUGGUUAUUGGCAAUCAUAUUUACAUUUUGAUGCAUUUCGAGAAGAAAUUCGUGAAAUAUUUACAGGUCGCAACGAUACCUUACAACGUGUAGCUAAUUAUUUUAAUUAUAUAACACAACCUUUUUGUCCAACAUGUUUACCAUUACCGAAUACAACUCAAAAAGAACUUCGUCAAGCUUUUCGAACACGUUAUAACAUAACAUGGGUAGGUAUUCAUAUUCGUCGACUUGAUUUUCGUGGUAUUGGUUAUGCAUCUGAUACCGAUUAUAUUUAUCGUGCAAUGACUUAUUUCCGACGACGUUAUCAUGAUCAACGUGUGCGUUUUCUUAUGGCAAGUGAUGAUAAAACAUAUUGUCAUGAAGUAUUUGGUAAAAAUAGAUUUAAAAAGGUUUUCAUACUUCCACAUGAUUUUUCUCAAGCCGAUGAUCUAAUUGCGCUAACAUUAUGUCAUCAUUCGAUUGUUACUGGUGGUACAUAUGGAUUUUGGAGUGCUUAUCUUGCAGGUGGUGAUGUUUUACAUGAUAUAAAAUAUCAAGCUGUAUGUGCACGAGCAGAUUAUUAUCCACCAUGGUUUGUAGUAGUAGGACCAACUGUUGAAAAAAUUCAUAAGGUCAAAUAA
Adineta steineri is the source of this 1131-nucleotide messenger RNA. The record is from the annotation of a GenBank genome assembly. Lineage: Eukaryota; Metazoa; Rotifera; Eurotatoria; Adinetida; Adinetidae.